AUGAGGGAUUUCAAUAGCACCAGCUUCCAGCCUGCAAUGUACCAGUUGACCGGGUUCCCAGGCCAGGAGGCGGUUUACCACUGGAUCGCCGUCCCCUUCGUUGUGUUAUACGUCACUGCCAUGGCGGGGAAUUGCCUUGUUCUCUGCAUUGUCUGGGUAGACAGGAAUCUCCACCAGCCCAUGUAUCUGUUCCUUUGCAUGUUGGCAGUCAACGACAUCGGGAUGGUUCUCUCAGCCCUGCCCACCGUGCUCGGCACCUUCUGCUUCCAUUCCACAGAUAUCGCUUUCGACGCCUGCCUGGCCCAGAUGUUUUUCAUUCACUCCUUUUCCUUCAUGGAGUCGGGGAUUUUAGUGGCCAUGGCGUUCGAUCGCUUGGUGGCCAUCUGUAACCCGCUGCGCUACGCAGCCAUCUUGACCCACCCCAGGAUCGUGAGAAUCGGGCUGGCUGUUGUGAUUAAAAGUACCAGCAUCCUUUUGCCUUUACCCCUUCUGCUUAAACGGCUGCCAGUCUGCAAAAGCAACAUCCUCUCCUACAGCUACUGCUUGCACUCGGACAUGAUGAGGCUGGCGUGUGGAGACACCACCAUCAAUAACAUCUACGGACUAUUUUCCGUUCUCUUUACUUAUGGCUUGGACUCAGUGUUCAUCAUUUUCUCUUACAUUAGGAUUCUGAAGACUGUUUUAAGUAUUGCAUCCCAUGAGCAGCGCCUCACGGCCCUGAACACCUGCAUCUCCCAUAUCUGUGCUGUCCUACUCUUCUAUGUCUCAACAGUUGCUGUCUCUGUUAUGCACAGGUUUGGGAAAAAUGCCCCUCCUCUGAUGCACAGUCUUAUGCCUUAUGUCUACCUCUUUGUCCCUCCUGUGUUAAACCCAGUCAUUUACAGUGUGAAAAUGAAGGAAAUUCGCAAGGGAAUCUUCCGAAUAUUCUCUAGAGGCUUACUGUGAAUUGGGAGGUGUGUCGGAUAUAGUGUUGCGGGAUGAAUUUUAUGGGGCUUUUGGGGGAAAUGAAGCUGAACAACUCAA
Molecule: messenger RNA, 1023 nt
Organism: Pelodiscus sinensis (Chinese soft-shelled turtle)
Lineage: Eukaryota; Metazoa; Chordata; Testudines; Trionychidae
Product: olfactory receptor 51I1-like
Biological process (GO): G protein-coupled receptor signaling pathway
Cellular component (GO): plasma membrane
Molecular function (GO): olfactory receptor activity; G protein-coupled receptor activity
Source: RefSeq, a predicted model, not a curated record